GGUGUCACGUGACCCCAGGUCGGAAGAAGCCACGUGGGCGCCUUCCGGGUGAGUAUUUUGGAUACAGAAUGGUUGAGAAGAAACCUUCCCAAGGGCAACCAUGGCUGCUACUACUGAUAGUUGCUGUUACCUUCAUUCACUUAGUUGUGUGCCCAUUUACAAAAGUGGAGGAGAGCUUUAAUCUUCAAGCUAUACAUGACAUUUUGUAUGAGAAGCUGGAAUUAGAUAAGUAUGAUCAUCAUGAAUUUCCUGGAGUUGUCCCGAGGACAUUUGUUGGUCCAAUUUUUAUUGCUCUUCUUUCCAGUCCAGCCGUCUAUAUAUUGUCCCUUUUACAAAUGUCAAAAUUCUAUUCCCAGCUGAUAGUCCGAGGAACCCUAGGUUUGACAGUGAUUUAUGCCCUAUGGCGGCUACACAAAGAAGUGAGAAAGCAGUUUGGUUUUACGGUAUCCCUGAUUUUCUGCCUCAUAACAGCUACUCAAUUCCACCUGAUGUUUUACUGUACUCGCACCCUUCCCAACAUAUUUGCACUGCCUAUUGUUUUACUAGCAGUUACAUCUUGGAUGCAACAAAAGCACCGCCCGUUUAUUUGGUUCUCUGCUUUGGCAGUCGUUAUCUUCAGAGCAGAGCUUUGCAUAUUCCUGGGUCUUAUGCUGCUGAUCACUCUAUUGAAUAAAAAACUCUCCGUUGUGAAAAUGCUUUUCUAUACUGUCCCUGCAGGGGCUUUUUGCUUAGGUCUCACAGUGGCUUUGGAUUCUGUGUUUUGGAGGCAGCUCUUGUGGCCUGAAGGGAAAGUACUUUGGUAUAACAUUGUCUUAAAUAAAAGCUCCAACUGGGGAACCUCACCUUUCUUGUGGUAUUUUUACUCCGCCUUGCCUCGCGCUCUGGGUUGCAGUAUUGUAUUUCUACCACUAGGAGCAGUAGACCGAAGAUGUUGGGUAUUAAUUCUACCCUCACUUGGUUUUAUUUUCUUGUAUUCCUUUCUCCCACACAAAGAGCUGCGAUUUAUAAUAUACACAUUUCCAGUUUUGAAUAUAGUGGCUGCCAAAGGCUGCUCACGAAUUCUGAACAAUUACAAGAAAUCAUGGUUAUACAAAUUAGGCACUCUGUUUGUUAUAGCACACCUUUUUGCUAAUGCUACUUACUCAGGAGCAUCACUCUAUGUGUCCCACUUCAAUUACCCUGGAGGAGUUGCUAUGCAAAAACUACACCAGCUGGUACCUCCAACAGCAGAUGUUUCUGUCCACAUUGAUGGGGCUGCGGCACAGACUGGCGUGUCUCGGUUUUUAGAAGUCAAUUCGGAUUGGAAAUAUGACAAAAGGGAAGACAUCAAACCGGGAGACCCACUUAUGUUCUCAUAUACACAUGUACUUAUGGAGAUGAAUUCAGCUCAACUGUCACAUUACAAGACAACUCACAAAGUCCUUGCGCAUAUUCCUGGUACCAGUGGAAUUGGAUUGAAUUUUACUGCACUGCCCCCUAUUAUUUUAAAUUUGAAAUACAAACUAGUAUUGUUGGAAAAGCUCCCUGUUUCUCUUGGAAAAUAAAUUUUAACAAGUUUGAAAUAGUUUUUGGUAGAGUUGUGUUGCACUAAUUCAAAACCUUGACAUGUCAGUGAAAGAUCAAUGCUAUUCGAUCUUAUUCAUUUCACUUACGUGAAAAACUUUCAUAAUAGUAUACACUGCAUGUAAUGCCAGCUAUAUUUCAAUACAAAGUACAUACAUUCAAGACAUGUUUUCAUAUAAUUAGAGAAGAAAUAUACUAAAUAGUUGUUUUUAUGUAACACUACAUGUGUGUAGUUCAAUGUUUUUACAUUGUUUUCUACCAUGUGGGAAAAUAGCAUAAUGUGCUAUUUUGGGCCACAGUAAAAAAAGAAUUAUGUUGUCAAUAAGGGGAAAAAAAUCACACACACCUAAAGCUGAAUGUCAUUAGGAUCAACAAAAUCUGGAAAUUAAUGGAUGCGAUUUCUGUUUUUAUCUAUUGAGCGGUUUUGCUCAUACACAGUAUUUUCAUAGAAGACAAAACCCACCUUGUCAUCCUGAUAACAUUUCUUGACCAGGGUUCCUUUGUCAAUUAUCAGCCAUGGAAUAAACAGUUAUGGGAAAGUCAAGCUGGCCUUGAAAUGUUAAAGAGACAGCCAAGCAUAAAUCAAGAAAAAUAAUACUGGAUGUCAAAAUAUUCCAUUUGUUUUAAUUCCUUACAGGUUUUUAAGUGAUAACUUCCAAAUAUAGAGCUAAAUCAUUUAAAUCAGCUAUACCGACUGUUCUGUGGCCAGAUAAAGCAAUGGGUUAGAAAGUAUAAUUGUGGGAUGAUCCACAACUUGUAAUUAAAGAUAUGCAAGAAAAUAUCUCACAUAACUUUUAAAAUCAUUCAUUUUUAAUCAGUGUACCUUGGCAUAGAGUGCAAAUUGACAUAGAUGCAAGAAAUAUCAUCCUGUAAAACUGGUUUAACUACGCUGAUGUGUUCUCUUAUAUGCUAUUCUACAAGUUUCAUCCAUUUUGUUGUUCUUUUACAUCAAAGAAAAUGUCUUCCUUGAUGUACAACUUACCUAGUCACAGAAGUUAUUAUUCAGAAGGGAAGCAUUAAUUUCUCAUAAAAGCCUAUGUUCAAAAUCUGCAAAAGUUAUUGGGUAUCAUUAUCUUCUUUUGUGCAACAGGCCCUGCUAAUAGUCAGCUACUGGAA
Messenger RNA from Notechis scutatus (mainland tiger snake), 2679 nucleotides. The record is from RefSeq and is a predicted model, not a curated record. Lineage: Eukaryota; Metazoa; Chordata; Lepidosauria; Squamata; Elapidae.